CACUGGGCACGUGGGCGCCCGCAGGCCCCGAGGAGCCCGGGUGUGCGCUAUGCUGGUGGUGGAGGUGGAGGCCGGGCAGGCCCUGGUGUGGGGCGCCGAGGCGGCGCGGACGCUGCGAGAGCGGCUAGGCGUGGGCGGCCGGCCCGUGGGCAGCCUGGCUCGGGGACCCCGGCAGAACGCGCGCCUCGGCCUCCCGCUGCUGUUACUGCCAGAGGAGGCCCGGCUGCUGGCGGAGAUCGGCGCCGCCACACUCGUCACUGCCCCGCGCCCGAACGCAGGCCAGCAGGCCCAGGCUGUGGCUGCUUAUCGUCAGGCGCAGGAAUCGGGAUUCCGGGAGCAGCGAGCCCUGGCGUCUGAGGCCCGGCGGAGGCGUCUAGAGGACCUGGCCCAGCACAUUGCCGAGGGCCGGGCCAAGAAACAGCGGGCGCGACGGGAGGUGGAGCCAGGAGAGGAGGGAGGUGAGGCGAGGGCCCUUGGGGGGGGGGGGGCCGGAGGUCUCUGCCAACGCCCUAACUCUCCCUCUUUGGUCUUCCCCCCCAACCAGGGCCGCAGCCCUGUUCCAGAGACUGCAGUGUUAGUCCAGCUACCCACAGCCCGCCCCAGGGCGGCCUGGGCCAGGCCCCUGGACUGGCACCAUCCAUCCCCAGAUUGGCCCCACCCCGGGAACCCAGCCCAUGAGCUGAGGUACCGAGUCUACAAGGAUCUGUGGGAAAGGGGCUACUUCCUCACCUCCGGGGGCAAGUUCGGGGGUGACUUUCUGGUCUAUCCAGGUGACCCUCUUCGCUUCCACGCCCACUUUGUGGCCCAGUGCUGGGCCCCUGGGGACCCCCUCCCGCUUCCAGACCUUGUCUCUGCUGGCCGUCUUGGGACCAAUGUGCGAAAGACCUUGCUCCUCUGCUCCCCUCAGCCCGAUGGCUCUGUGGCCUACACCUCCCUGCAGUGGGCCGGCCUGCCGUGACCAGAGAAAGAAGGGGGAAAGAACCUUGGGCUGAGCCACUGGACCUGGGCUCCUGAUUUCUUGUGUGUCCCUCGCCCUCAUUAGUGUCCCAGAUAUUUUGGACUCAGGGGUAUCCCCGUGCGUUUCACCUGGAGAACCCAAGCUCCUUGGGCUGGGGAAGGAGAGUGGAGGACCACCAUUUACUGUUUUCAGUGGAAUUAAAAUCUUGGGAUGAGCCAGAGGCUUUGUGGUGUGGCAAUCCUCAGGGCCAGACCGUCCCAGGACUCUGAGUUAGCUCAUUCGGGAGAUGUCUCAGUCUUCCCUCUGGCCUCAACUUUAAAUGGGAGCAGCAGUGAGGGGGUGAUGGGAAACCCUCAUUUUACCUAAUUUCUCCUCCAGGUAACAAGUUGACUCGGUUCCUCCCAAGUCUCCUCUUCCCUGGUUCCUUUAUGGUGGGAGAGACCUUGAUCCUAGAGGCAGCUCAAUGUUGCAGUGCCAAGAGGGGAGUGAGAGGGCCUGAGUUCUAACCCGUCCCCAGAUACUCCCUAGCUGUGUGACCCUGGGCAAGUCACUUCACCGUGUUCCAACUCAGUUUAUCUGUUAAACAGGGGUAAUCCUAGCCCUACUUCCCAGGGUGGUUGUGAGGAUCAGCUGAGAUACUGUAAAGUGAUGAGCACAGUGUGAUCAAGAUUCAGGGCCCUUCACCGUCCUGUUUGCCCUGCUGUGAAUGCUGGGAGCACUCCAGCACACCAAGCCCUCUCUGAGCAGAGAUGGCCUGAUGAACGGGACCGCGUGCUUCUCUUGUUCAGGUCUGUCCGAUCCUCCGUGACCCCACUUGGGAACAUUUUGCCAUUCCCUUCCCCAGUUCAUUUUACAGGUGAGGAAGCUGAGGCAAACAUUUAGGACCUGAAAUGCCCAGGGUCCCACAGCUAGGGAGCGUCUGAAACUGGAUUUGAACACUGCCCCAGAGCUGGUCAUUUACCCCUCACUCUCGCUUCCUGCUCCAGUUGUAGAUGCCAGGCCUCUUGAAGCUUCUCCCAUCCUCCGUGAUCUACUCUCUGGGUCCUCUCAGCUGCCAAGGUGGUCUUUCUAAAGCUUGGGCCCGUCCAUGUCACACUUUUGUUCAGUCCCCCUUUUUGUUUCUAGGUUCCAAGAUAAACUUCUUUGUCAUCUGAAGCCCUUCCCUACCAGGCUCUAACCCCCAGGGGCCAGACUUACCACUUUUCACCCCCUUCUUUUGGUGCUACCUUAAAGCCUCCCACCCCUUCCCUCUGGUGCUGCCCUAAAACCUCCCGCCCCCUCCCUUUGGCAUUGCCCUAAAACCUCCUGCUGCCUGGCAUGGCAUCCUCUUCACCCCUGCCUUUUGGAAUGCAUAUUUUUUCCACACUCGGCUCAGGGGCUUUUCUCUAUGUCAGCCCUUUCUCAGUCUUUUCAAUGGCUAGUGCCCUCCCCUCCUACAUCACUUUGUACUUACUUUUUAUAUAGACUAUGUAGACAUAUGUAUAUUUAUAUGCAACUAUGAUACAGGUACAUAUGUGUCUCUAUGUAUAUAUAUGUAUAUAAAAUACGUAUACAUGAGAUAUGUGCAUCUUUCCAGUAGAAUGGAAGCUUUUUGAGAGCAGGGCCUAUUUGGUUUUUAUAGUUAUAUCCUUGAUGCCUAUAACUCACACCUGGAGACAACCACUGCUGCAUCAACCCUUACAAUAUUAUCCUUUCAUGUUCCUAUUGAUGGGGAUGCUUGGGUGCCUGUGCCUGGACGCAAGUUCCAAAAUCACAUCUCUCCCUAGCUUCAAAACACCGGCCCUAGCAGUUUCUCUCUAGCAAAGCAGGACAGCGUGCCCUUAUCUCUCCUGAUACCGCAGGCAGCUGUACCUACAGAAUUUAUUAGUUUGGAUUCCCUGUGUACGUGCUAAACUGGCCACGUCCUGGGUCAUAGUUACUACUCGUUGGCUUAUGUGCAUGCUAGACCCAGACAUACAUACAUACAUACAUACAUACAUACAUACAUAUAUAUAUAUAUAUAUGCUCCCUUACAUUCAUCUUGUCUAACAAGACCUUGAUGGAAGCAGAGCAGCCUGGGUAUUCCCAGUCAGCCCGGACAGUGAAGUUUCAGGCCUAAAACUACACCUUGUGGUUUUGCCUUGGACUAUUUCCCAGUGAACUCUGGGUAAGCUGCUUGGGCAGUAGAUACAAAAAGUGCGUGUUCCUUCAAGAACCGACCACCCCUUAAUCACUUGCUAAUCCCACCCCAAAACAACUAAUUAACAUUUGGCAGGUUUCAUCCCAAAAUAUCAUAUGUAAACAUCACCUGCACCCCUCUAAGGUUGCAGGUUCCCUAAGAACGCUUGCCCGCCGAAAAGCAUAAUAAAUC
Molecule: messenger RNA, 3308 nt
Organism: Trichosurus vulpecula (common brushtail)
Lineage: Eukaryota; Metazoa; Chordata; Mammalia; Diprotodontia; Phalangeridae
Gene: TSEN34
Product: tRNA splicing endonuclease subunit 34
Biological process (GO): tRNA splicing, via endonucleolytic cleavage and ligation; tRNA-type intron splice site recognition and cleavage
Cellular component (GO): tRNA-intron endonuclease complex
Molecular function (GO): tRNA-intron lyase activity; nucleic acid binding
Source: RefSeq, a predicted model, not a curated record